Messenger RNA from Amborella trichopoda, 1554 nucleotides. Its product is annotated as pentatricopeptide repeat-containing protein At1g26900, mitochondrial. The record is from RefSeq and is a predicted model, not a curated record. Gene Ontology annotation, biological process: RNA modification. Gene Ontology annotation, molecular function: RNA binding; protein binding. Lineage: Eukaryota; Viridiplantae; Streptophyta; Magnoliopsida; Amborellales; Amborellaceae.
AUGGACCAGGACCCAUUUCCUCUGAGCAAGCUUUUGGCCUCAUAUGCUCUCUCGGCCAUUGAUCAAGCCUUCUCCAUUUUCUCUUGCAUCCGAAACCCGAACCUCUUUAUGUGGAACACAAUGCUCAGAGGGAUUUCUGUCUCCGAAACACCAGAGAAAUCCCUCUCUCUCUUCAAUUCAAUGCGCGCUCAAGGGAUCUUACUAGACCAAUUCACAAUCAUAUGCAUCCUGAAGUCUUGUGCCAAAAAGGCCAAUUUAGAAACAGGCCAGUGCAUCCAUGGGCUUCUCUUCAAAACUGGUUUUGGUAAUUUUAUAAACCCGAUAAAUGCACUCAUUCACAUGUAUGCUGCUGGUAAGAGAGUCGAUGAUGCACAUCAAGUGUUCAAUGAAAUGAUUUUGCGAGAUGCUAUCUCUUGGAACUCUUUGUUGGGUGGUUAUGUCAAGGCUUCUCGCUUUGAAGAGGCACUCUCUGUGUUUAGAGAGAUGUCUAUGAGCAAAGAAAUGGUGUGUUUUUUGACAAUGGUGAUCCUACUCUCUGGUUUUAGAGAUUUGAAGUCUCUUAAUGGCGGCAAAUCUGCUCAUUCAUGGUGUUUUAAGAGUGGGAUUUGUUUGAAUUUGAAAGUGGGUUCAGCUCUUUUAGAAAUGUAUGGAAAGUGUGGGUUUCUAGAUUCAGCAAAGAAGGUCUUUGACGAAUUUAUAGAACGAGAUGUGGUCUCUUGGAAUAGUAUUAUAAGUGGUUAUGUUAAGGCUGGUCUGUAUAAUGACUCAAUAGCAUUGUUUCAUCAAAUGCUAGCCGAAGGAUUUAGAGCAAAUAAUGUGACCAUGGUAUGUGUGCUUGAGGCUUGUACUUCAUUGGGAGUUCUAACUAAAGGCGAGCUGAUUCAUGACUAUAUAAAAAAGGAAGAGCUUCAUAUAGAUGCAGUUCUUGGCACAGGACUCAUAAAUAUGUACAUAAAGUGUGGGUGUGUGGAUAAGGCGAUUGAAGUUUUCAGUGGGAUGAAAGAGAAAGACGUGAGGGCUUAUAGUGCUCUAAUUAUGGGUCUCGGGGUUCAUGGGAGGAAAGAGGAAGCUCUCGAGCUCUUCUCUUUCAUGGUGGAGCUCGGUGUGAAGCCUAACGAGGUCACAUAUUUGGCGGUCUUGACUGCUUGUAGCCAUGGAGGAUUGGUAGAGGAAGGAAAGAUGUACUUUAAAUCUAUGGUUUGUGAACAUGGCUUGAAGCCAGGGAUUGAGCAUUAUGGAUGUAUGGUUGAUCUUCUUGGGCGUGCAGGACUUUUGGAAGAAGCAAGAGAAAUGGUAGAAAGCAUGCCAAUGGAGUAUGAUGGGGCCACAUUGAGGGCCUUGCUAAAUGGCUGCAGGAUUCAUGGGAAUGUUGAAUUGGGGGAGUUAGUCAGGGAAAAGGUGUUGAAAGUAGAACCUCAAAGGCAUCCAGGUGAUGCGAUACUUGUGUCAAGUUUGUAUGCAUCAAAGGGGCAAUGGAGUGAGGUGGAGAGGGUGAGAUCUUCAGUGGAAGAGAAGGGGGUGAAGGAAGUUGGGUGGAGCUCUAUUGUGAAUUGA